This is a messenger RNA of Camellia sinensis, 345 nucleotides long. The record is from RefSeq and is a predicted model, not a curated record. Lineage: Eukaryota; Viridiplantae; Streptophyta; Magnoliopsida; Ericales; Theaceae.
AGACUAGCUUCGGUUGAAGAACGCCUCGGUAAAUUGAUCAAAGAUGAUCCUUCUGUCAUUGAGGAUUCUCUUGCACAAUAUGGUGACCACUACCCCGACAAGAGGAGUAUUCUCCAUAAGAUUGAAGCAGUUGAUAAAUGUUUCAACCAAGAUACUGUUGAAGAAAUUAUUGAUGCUCUGGGUGUUCGUGCACGACUGGUUGAUAAGGAUUUUGCUCCAAAGUGGGAGCCUUCAAGUUUAGGAGAAGUGACCAAGGGCAUGGUUGACUACUAUUUCGCUCCCCUGGAUGAAUCUGAGCCUGAAUUGGACUUGCCCACAACAUUGAGAGAACCGUCCGUUUCAUAG